AUGGUGUACCAUCUGAAAAAAAACGACAGGAUCGCGCUGGAUUCUGUUAGGAUCGUUGAUUGCGUCCUUACGACGGUUUCAUUUUUGAUUUUUGCUUUCGAUGGUGUAGAAGAAAGGAAGACCGCUGUGGAACGAGUAGUAGGAUUGGCAAAUGACACAUUAGAAAAUGCAGAAAGAGAAUUAGGUGAAAAAGAGAAGGUUUUGAAUGACUUGAAUGAAGAAGAAAAGAAUGAUUGGAGAGACCUAAGAAACGAGUUGAGAAAAGAUAAGAAUGAAUUGAACGAAAGAAGAGACAGAUGGGAGAUUGAGGUUUAUGAAUGGGGAAAGAGUCUCGAGAAGAAGAAAAAGUGA
Molecule: messenger RNA, 351 nt
Organism: Funneliformis geosporum
Lineage: Eukaryota; Fungi; Glomeromycota; Glomeromycetes; Glomerales; Glomeraceae
Source: the annotation of a GenBank genome assembly